AUGAUCAGAGGAGCUCACCCUGGCUUUGGGUUUAAAACCGACAAAAUGGGUUUAUCGCCGUACCCAACCCCAUCCGACGCCGGUGUCCUCUGCGUGAUUCUGGUGAACACCGCCAUGUCAAUAUCAAUCAUGAAGGAAAUAGUCCGAUCAAUCCUUCACGUCAUCGGAAUCCAUGUCACCUCAUGGGAAGACUACUCCAAUCAAUCGAUAACAGAAUCAGUCGAACGUAGUAGAGGAACCCCAUCGGAAACUUACAUGGAGGAGUUUAGAAGCCGGACGCCGUCGCUCCUUUACGACUCUCUCACCAUAAGUUGCCGGAGUAAAGAAGAAUGCUCCGUUUGCUUGGUGGAGUUCAACCCAGAUUCAGAAAUCAAUCGCCUUUCAUGUGGCCAUGUUUUCCAUAAAUCUUGUGUUGAAAAAUGGUUAAAAUACUGGAACAUCACUUGCCCACUUUGCCGAAACCACAUGAUGAUGCCAAAAGAAGAAGAAAACACUUGCCCGAUAUUCUGUUUUUGA
This is a messenger RNA of Lactuca virosa, 516 nucleotides long. Lineage: Eukaryota; Viridiplantae; Streptophyta; Magnoliopsida; Asterales; Asteraceae. The record is from the annotation of a GenBank genome assembly.